AUGGGGAGACAAAAGGACAUAUUGGGCAAACUGGAAAGGACCUUUCGGAUGCGACACACGCUCCUCCGCCAGGCCCUGGCGGAAUGUUUGGGAACUCUUAUCCUGGUGAUGUUCAGCUGUGCUGCGGUGGCUCAGUGGAUGCUGAGCGGCGGCUCACACGGGACGUUCCUCUCCGUCAACUUCGCUGUCGGAGGCGGCGCGGCACUGGGCGUCCUCGUCAGCGGACCUGUCUCAGGUGGCCACCUCAACCCCGCAGUGACAUUCGCUCUAUGUUUGCUCGGCAGAGAGCCUUGGAGGAAGUUCCCCUUGUUCUUUUUCUUCCAGACAUUGGGAGCUUUCCUAGCGGCCUUGGUCGUAUUCUGCAUAUAUUUUGAUGCAAUUUGGGACUUUGGCCAUGGAGAGUUGCUUCUUUUAGGGAACAAUGCCACCGCUGGCAUUUUCGCCACAUAUCCAUCCGAACAUCUCUCCACGCUCAAUGGAUUCACGGACCAGGUCAUCGGGACAGCAUCACUUGUCACAUGCGUCCUCGCCAUCAUUGACCCGCUCAACAAUUCUGUCCCUCGAGGGUUUGAGGCGUUCCCCGUGGGCUUCGUGGUGACAGUCAUCGGCCUGUCCAUGGGAUUCAACUCGGGCUACGCCAUCAACCCGGCUCGGGACUUGGGACCUCGCAUCUUUACAGCUCUCGCGGGCUGGGGGUUCGAGGUUUUCACAGUGAACAACUACUGGUCCCUCAUUCCCAUCGGCGGUCCUUUUGUUGGCGCCAUGGUGGCAGUGAUCGUCUACCAGCUCAUGAUUGGAUACCACCUCAGUGGAGACGCAUCACACAAGAGGAAGAAGAAGCAGGAAGAUAAGGAGGAAAGACUCACACUUCCCAACAUUAGGGCCAAUGAAGAAGCAGCUUGA
Messenger RNA from Dunckerocampus dactyliophorus (ringed pipefish), 903 nucleotides. RefSeq names its product aquaporin-3-like. Bases 1 to 903 code for a protein of 300 amino acids. Gene Ontology annotation, biological process: water transport; glycerol transmembrane transport. Gene Ontology annotation, molecular function: water channel activity; glycerol channel activity; urea transmembrane transporter activity. The transcript is spliced from 6 exons. Gene Ontology annotation, cellular component: basolateral plasma membrane; plasma membrane. Lineage: Eukaryota; Metazoa; Chordata; Actinopteri; Syngnathiformes; Syngnathidae. The record is from RefSeq and is a predicted model, not a curated record.